Molecule: messenger RNA, 873 nt
Organism: Olea europaea var. sylvestris
Lineage: Eukaryota; Viridiplantae; Streptophyta; Magnoliopsida; Lamiales; Oleaceae
Exons: 3
Coding region: 1-873 (290 amino acids)
Source: RefSeq, a predicted model, not a curated record
AUGAAAUCUCAACAAGAAGGAAAAUUUCCAAGUGACACAGAAGUCAACCUAAGGGAGCACUGUAAGGCCGUUGUACUGAGGAGUGGCAAACAAGUUGGAGAAAGUGAACCCGCAGAAGAGAGCAACUCCCCACCUGACAAGGAGGAGGAACAAGUGGUAGUAGAGCAAGAAAAGCAGACCAAAGGAACAAAGACAGCUCACAGACCUUAUUCAAUAUCCUUCCCUUAUAACCCACCAAUUAUCACACCACCACUUCCAUUUCCACAGCAGGAAUGCAGCGCUAUACUUCAGAAGAAACUACCUCAAAAGAGAAAAGAUCCGGGCAGUUUCACUAUUCCCUGCACCAUUGGAAGCUCCUCUUUUGACAAAGGCCUUUGUGAUCUUGGAGCAAGCAUCAACCUGAUGCCAUUAUCAAUUUUCAAGAAGUUAGGCCUCGGGGAAGUCAAACCAACAACGGUAACUCUACAACUAGCUGAUAGGUCCCUCACCUACCCACGAGGGAUUAUUGAAGACGUGUUGGUAAAGGUCGACAAAUUCAUCUUCCCAGUUGAUUUUGUGGUAUUGGAUAUGGAAGAAGAUCAGGAAAUCCCACUGAUUUUUGGCAGGCCAUUUUUAGCAACUGGAAGGGCAUUAAUUGAUGUACAAGGAGGACAUUUGACAUUGAGAGUGAAUGAAGAAGAGGUGAGGUUCAACAUUUACCAAGCAAUGAAGUACUCAGAUGAUAAUGACACUUGCCACAGGAUUGACUUCAUUGAUUCUGCUGAUGCGCAGAAUGCCAUUUCGGGCGUACCAGGCGCCGCGGCGCCCAUCUUGCUGAAACAAGCAGAAAGUCAGCGCCCAGGCGCCGCAUUUCAAAACAAAAGGAAAUUCUGA